AUGCUUAUUUCUACCUCAUUGGAGAAUGCCGCUGCUAUUGUAAUUGGCUCUGGGAAAUCAGCAUGCAAACGAGUAGACCUUUGCUUGUCAAAGGGUGUCUCAAAGGUUGUUUGGUUCUGUGGAUCAACCUCUACUGGAGGAUUUGAUUUGGGCCCAUUUCAAGAGAAUAAAUUAACUAUUGAUAAGGUACAUCUAGUACCCAUUUGUUCUUUCGACCCUUCUACUUCUUUGUUCACGUUAGGCAAUGCUCUCACUAGCUAUAUUAUUGACAUAGUCUUCAUUACCGAUACGAAAUUUCCGUUAAACGAGAAAAUAUAUGACCUCUGUAAAAGAAACCGCAUUCCCGUUAAUAUCGUAGAUUGUCCUUCCCUAUGUUCUUUUACUCUUCCGGCAUGUUGGUCAGAACCACCUUUACAGAUAGCUCUUAGUACUACUUCAAACGGUUGUCGAAUUGCGCAAAGGCUUUUGCGACAUGUUGUUAGUAGUCUGCCUCCCGGAAUCGGUGAAGCCGUACGUCGUUUUGGUGUUGCCCGUUCCUCUACCAAGAAUCCACAAAAGAGACAAUGGAUUAAUCACGUUAGUGAUUUCUGGCCCCUCGAAAAACUAAUUCGUAUGUCUGAAGAAGAUAUUCUUUCUGUUAUCUCAGAUGAUUAUAUGCUACCUCUCACCUCCAGUGAGCCCUCUUUCACUGGUAGCUCACGGACAAGUAUGUCCUCUCAAGAAGACCUUACAAAGGAAAAAGUAUCUCUUCCUUUAGACCCCAAUGAAUUUCCUACCAACAAAAAAGGCUCUAUCGUGCUUGUGGGUAGUGGACCAGGAGAUCCUGAGCUUUUGACCAUUGCUGCCCGAAAUGCUAUUCAAAAGGCCGACUAUCUCUUAGCCGAUAAGUUAGUACCUGAGUCUGUUUUAAAACUCAUCCCUCGUCAUACACCUUUAUUUAUUGCGCGGAAAUUUCCAGGAAAUGCUGAUAAAGCCCAAGAUGAGCUUCAUGAAAUCGCUUUGGAUGCAUUAAAGCGAGGUGACUAUGUAGUGCGAUUGAAGCAAGGUGAUCCUUAUAUAUAUGGAAGGGGUGGUGAAGAAGUAUUGUUUUUCCAUAAGCAUGGGUAUGUUCCAAAAGUUAUUCCGGGUAUCAGCAGUGCGCUGAUGGCUCCCGUUUCCGCGGGAAUACCCAUAACUCAACGAGGAGUAGCAGAUCAGUUUCUCGUUUGUACUGGUACAAGUCAAAAAGGUGCUAUGCCGGUAAUACCUCCAUUUGUUGCUUCCCAGACAGCCGUCUUUUUGAUGGCGCUACAUCGAUUGGAUAUUCUCGUCGAUGCUCUGUUACAGAAUGGAUGGCCUAAAGAUCUUCCUGUCUGUAUAGCAGAGCGAGUCUCUUGUCCUGAUCAACGAUUUAUUUUCUCAACUUUGGAAAUGGUAGUCGAGGUGUACAAUACAUACGAAUCACUUCCUCCUGGCUUAUUAAUUACUGGAUACAGCUGCCAAGCGUUAAGUGAAGUUCCACUAGUGAGCAGGUUUUCUCACUAA
This is a messenger RNA of Schizosaccharomyces cryophilus OY26, 1524 nucleotides long. Its product is annotated as uroporphyrin methyltransferase. The transcript has a single exon. NCBI's taxonomy places the organism in Eukaryota, Fungi, Ascomycota, Schizosaccharomycetes, Schizosaccharomycetales, Schizosaccharomycetaceae. Gene Ontology annotation, biological process: sulfate assimilation; siroheme biosynthetic process. Gene Ontology annotation, molecular function: uroporphyrin-III C-methyltransferase activity. The record is from RefSeq and is a predicted model, not a curated record. The coding region runs from base 1 to 1524 and encodes 507 amino acids.